Molecule: messenger RNA, 2850 nt
Organism: Kazachstania africana CBS 2517
Lineage: Eukaryota; Fungi; Ascomycota; Saccharomycetes; Saccharomycetales; Saccharomycetaceae
Gene: AKL1
Product: serine/threonine protein kinase AKL1
Exons: 1
Coding region: 1-2850 (949 amino acids)
Biological process (GO): actin filament organization; protein autophosphorylation; peptidyl-threonine phosphorylation
Cellular component (GO): cytoplasm
Molecular function (GO): ATP binding; protein serine/threonine kinase activity
Source: RefSeq, a predicted model, not a curated record
AUGUCUUCAGUAACCGAUGGAACCUUCAAAUCUGGUACUCCAACAUUUGGCCUGAGAACCAGUGCGUCAAAUGUCGGUACGAUUGAAAAAUUUGAGAAAGGCCAAAAUUUGGCUGUUGGCACGCAUAAAGUAGAAAUUGUGGAUUAUUUAACUGAAGGUGGAUUUGCUCAAAUUUACGUUGUGAAAUUUAUAGAGGUUCUGAAUGAAUUUGAUAAUGAAGAUAAUGGUUCUAACGUUAGAAUCUCAAAUUAUUCUCUAAAGCUUGGGGAUGUGGCAUGUUUGAAAAGAGUACUAGUUUACGAUGAAGUCGGCUUAAAUGAGAUGAGAAAUGAGGUCAAUGUGAUGAAAAAGUUAAGAGGUUGCCCAAAUAUUGUACAAUAUUACGAUUCAAAUGCAACUAGAAGCCAUAAUGGCAAUCCAGGGUACGAAGUGCUGUUACUCAUGGAGCUAUGUUCUAACAAUUCUCUCUUAAACUACAUGAACCAAAGAUUAGCGACUCAGUUGUCUGAAAAAGAGGUUUUAAAAAUUAUGUAUGACGUUACUUCGGGGGUUGCACAGAUGCAUUAUUUAAAAACUCCUCUUAUUCAUAGAGAUAUUAAAAUAGAAAAUGUUCUGGUUGAUUCAAACAAUAAUUUCAAGUUAUGUGACUUCGGUUCAGCCACAACUUGUCCGCCAGUUGCAACAACACAUCAGGAUAUAGCUCUUCUAGGACAAAAUGUCUAUGUACAUACGACACCACAAUAUCGAUCCCCUGAGAUGAUUGAUCUUUAUAGGUAUCUUCCCAUCAAUGAAAAGUCAGAUAUUUGGGCCUUAGGUGUUUUUCUUUACAAGCUACUAUUUUAUACAACACCAUUUGAAACCACAGGACAAUUUGCAAUGCUUCAUUCCAAAUUUGAUAUCCCAGCAAAUAAAUAUUCCUCAAAAAUAAUUAACUUGGUUAUUAUAAUGCUGUCAGAAAAUUUGAACUUGAGACCCAAUAUUUAUCAAGUAAUGCAUUAUAUUUGUCAACUAAUACAAGUAGAUACCCCAAUUUUGGAUAUUUAUGGAAGAGGUCCUUACAAUUUUAGCAAAUACAGUGAUUAUCAAAAAAAAGCACAGGCGAUCCAAAACCAAUUAUUUGCAUCAGGGCAAAAUAAUUCGAAUGUGAUGAAACAAACAGACAGUGUAGAUGACUUUCUAAAUGAUUUUUUCUUGGCUACUUUUGAAGCUGCAUCUAAACUCGAUAUUGAGAGAAGUCCUCCAACGAAUGCCGUUAAUACUGUUCACGGUACACUGCAAAAACAAGAAAAUUUACAUAGCAGUAGCAAGAGUGCUAGGACUGAGCAGGAUUUUGGAGAAACAUAUUAUCCACCAUUUUCUGAAAUAAAUACCUAUUUGGACAAAGAACUCAACCCAACAGCAUCAAUUACGGGAGUGCUAAAACCACCGAUAAGUACCCAGCAUGAGGCAAGUUCUAAAAAUAUUCAUAUCCAGACUGAUUUGGAUUUAUUGAAUGUAGUUACAAAUCAAAGACAAAAGAGUAUCAGUUCAUAUUCUUCGGGGGGCAAUAAAUCUAUGAAAAGUGUUUCUCGCACUGUUUCGAGUUCUGCAGCUCCAGAUGAUCUAGAGCUUUCCAAUAAAAUGAGUAAUAUGUCUAUUUCUAAGACGAGACAGCAUAAAUCUAACAAUCCAUUCCCGAAUAUGUUAAAUGAAUACCCACCAACCAAUAACUCCAUUACACAUAACUACUUCUUAGAUCUUGACGGACCGGCUCCUCAGCUUCCUCUAUUGUCACAGAUACCAAGCACUCUAACUGAUUCUGAAAACACUCAUGGUAAGAUGCCAUUUGAAAUGCCGAAGUUCAACCAAAUAAUGAAUAGCACAAACAAUAUUUCUCAGCGGGAUCAGAUUCGGAACCCGCCAACUACGCAACAGCCUCAACAGCGAAGAUCUUUUUUCUUUGAAGGUAUAGGUAAUAUUCAACCCACCAUCAAUGACAUUACUAUAAACGAUGCGAGUGAAGGGACUGUUCAAACAACGGUUGAUAAUAAUGCCGAUUAUUUCAAUGAUACUCUACCAGGUUCCGAUAAUAUAGCUAGGGAAACAAGCUAUUCCUUGGAAGACAAAGGUGCACCCAAACCAAGACCGCAGGUACCAUUGGUACAGCCAACGGAAAGAUCGCUCAGCAGUCUGAAUAAUCAGAAAUCGGGGAGAGUGGAUAAAUUAAACACUACUUAUGCGCCAUUGGAUGAAACAUUGCCGACUAGUGCACUGGAAAACAAGAGAAAUGAUCUCCUAAAUCUGACCUUUAAUGAAAUGAAUUUUUCUCAAGAAAGUAUGAAAGAAAGUGAAACAUCCAGUACCACUAGACAAGAAAGACCAUUUGAAGGCAACACUCUUGACAGACGACUGAGUAGGGUGAACUUUAGCAACGAAGAUAGCAUAGCAUCUAGUGAAAGUAUCAACAUAAACUUAGAAGAAAAAAGACACAAGAGUGCAGUUAGCAGAAAAAUAUCCGAAAAUAAAAGCAGUAGCAACAAGGAUAAUAGACGUGACUUUUCCAAGAAAAAAAGUCCUGUUAGUAGAUUUGAGUACCAGAAUAACAAUGAAAGGAGCCUAACCUCGGUAGGACGUCAUUCAUUGGAUUUGAAAGUCCAGGAAGUGAACUUUACUGGGGAAGAGAGAUCUAACAACAAUUUAAGAAAAGAACAUAGUGCCAAACACAGUUCUAAAGAUAUAAGAAGAACCUCAUUCGCAAGAGCGCGCCAGUCAUUGGAUAUCGAAAGGCUUAGAAGUGAAAUGUCUAGUUCUAGUACUAACAGCAGCAAGAAGCGGUCAAUUUUCUCCAUGUUCAAGUCUGAUAGAAAGUAA